Lacerta agilis (Sand lizard) is the source of this 2589-nucleotide messenger RNA. It is a transcript of the gene CEP76, whose product is annotated as centrosomal protein 76. NCBI's taxonomy places the organism in Eukaryota, Metazoa, Chordata, Lepidosauria, Squamata, Lacertidae. The record is from RefSeq and is a predicted model, not a curated record. The transcript is spliced from 11 exons. Bases 172 to 2031 code for a protein of 619 amino acids.
GCCAAUGGAGGCUCUGCAAAAGCUGGUCUGGACACAGGCGGGUGAGUGCGCGGGAGGCUUCCCGUCUCCCUGUUGUCAAAGCCGCUCGUUGCUUUUCGGGAGAUCCCCUUAAAGUUAACGCCCGGGUCGUUUUUGUUUCCCUCCCCAAUUGAUUGUAGCAGCUGCCCAGCCAUGGCUCUGCCUCCGGAGAAAGCCUCGGAGCUGAAACAGAUUAUUCACCAGCAGUUAACUAAGAUGGAUGUUCACAGCAGGAUUCGAGAAGUGCUUGCUGAGACCAUACGUGAAGAACUGCCACCUCAACAUCAGCAGCUAUCCCAAGAAGAUCUAAUGAAAGCCCUCACACGACGAGGAAUCAUUGAUGAUGUUAUGAAAGAACUAAAUUUUGUAACAGAUAUAAAUGACAAAGAAAUUACUUCAACUCCAAAACCCUCUACUCAUUUUGUUGACCGACAGGCAGCAGUGCUGAAGAAAACAAAUAUUGACCCAACACGAAGGUAUCUUUAUCUUCAGGUUUUGGGUGGAAAAGCUUUUCUGGAACAUCUGCAGGAACCAGAACCUUUACCUGGUCAAAUUUGUUCUACUUUGACACUUUGCUUGCAUUUCCGAAACCAACGUUUCCGCUCUAAACCUGUCCCAUGUGCCUGUGAACCAGAUUUCAGUGAUGGUUUUCUACUUGAAGUAUAUAAGGACAGCUUGGGUGAAGCAAGUAAAAUGGCAGAUGCAACCACUAUGCUAUCAAUUUGUGAUCCAGUGCAUAUUGUCUUGAUCAAAACAGACACAUCUGGUGAGACCACAUUAGUAGCAUCCUAUUUCUUAGAGUGGCGGUCUGUCCUUUGUGCUGAGAAGAGGAUUACAAAUGUUGCUGUUGAACUUCUGGGUGUAGGUACAGAAUCAAAAGUUUCUGUUGGAGUACUUAAUAUCAGACUUGAAAUGUAUCCAAAGCUAAAUAAGACACUUUCUCAGGAAAUAGUUACUACUCAGGAUGAAAAUGGGAUAAACAGGCCAGUCUGUUCAUAUGUCAAGCCUCUUCGAGCAGGCCGACUUCUAGACACACCCAGGCAAGCGGCAAGAUUUGUCAGUGUGCUUGGUUAUGAAAGAGCCCCUAUCAUUGGUGGAGGAAAUAGUAAACAAGAACAGUGGUGUACUCUUCUGGCUUUUCUAUGUAGAAAUAAGGGAGACUGUGAGGAUCACGCUAACCUUUUGUGCAGUCUUCUACUGGGAUUUGGACUAGAAGCUUUUGUCUGUGUAGGAACAAAGGCCAAAGGAGCUCCUCACACUUGGGUAAUGACUUAUGGGAUUGAUGGAAUAAUCACUUUCUGGGAGAGUUUAACAGGACAUAGAUAUAUCCACAAUCCUAUAAAACCUGAUGAUCCUCCAGUUGUUGAACAACCCAAGCCACUGUAUCCUUACCGAACAAUAGGAUGUGUUUUCAAUCAUCACAAGUUUUUGGCAAACUGCCAACCUACUGAUGCUGUAGAAGUCUGUGCCUUUGAUUUGCAUGAUGAAUCCAAAUGGAAACCAAUGAGUGGCGAAGCAAUCAAAUCUGUAUGUUCUCCAGGAGCCACGACUGCACUCCCCCAUUUUCCUCCUCUCUGUGCUUCAUCAGUAGAUGCUGCAGUGACAAGCAAUGAACUGGAGUUGCAACUAAGAAUGUUAGUGAUAGAACACAGGAAGGACCUUGGUCUUUCAACAGUUUGGGACGACCAACUUUCUUACCUCUUGUCACCAGCCUUGGCAGCCUAUGAACUUGAACGUACCACAGGUGUUUCUUCAGGUAAUGAAGAAUUUCAAGAUGCCAUCAGGAGAGCAGUACCGGAUGGACACACAUUCAAAGGAUUUCCCAUUCAUUUUGUACACAGAAAUGCAAGGAGAGCAUUUGCUGCAUGCCUUCGGUCUCCUUUUUGUGACGAAAUACUGUGCUGUAGAGGAGACCACGUGCGACUUGCCGUUCGUGUCAGGGUUUUCACAUAUCCUGAAUCUGCAUGUGCCGUAUGGAUCAUGUUUGCUUGCAAAUACCGUUGUGUACUCUAAGAACCACUUGCACUUUGAACCGAAAUCCUCCACAGUUAUGUCAAAGUCCCAUUGAGGUCAAAUACUUCUCACUAUUAAUGAUGUCAGGCUUGCAUUCUGAUCCUGAACACAUUUACUUGGAAGUAAAUCCCAUUGGUUUGUACUCAGCACUGCUUUUCCAAUUGCUCAGACUUUCACUUGUGCAACUGAACUUCCCCAUCCUCUUCCACCCUGCACCCACUGUGCACUCUUAAAGUCUGCUCCAGUGGGUUGGAGGACCCUCCAGAACAGAUUUUGAGGGUGUGUAUGGAUAGAGUUGAAGAAGAAAAAGUCCCACUAUGCAGAUGGAACUCUACUCAUUCAGUGUUGGAUACAACCCACUGAUUUCAGUGCAACAUUUAUCUAAGUGUGUUUAGGAUUACAGCCUUGAAGAGACAAGAUUGAAUAUUAUUGUAUUUAAUGGUCUGCCUUUAGUAAAGGCUUCUGCCACAAUAUAAUGUUAUGAGUUUUGGCUGUGUGAUUGUGUUCAGAGUAUCAUGACAGAAAAUCUUUGUAUAAAGUGUAAUUAAAGUAUUAUAA